AUGUCCACGAACCCUCCCCAAUUGUUUCUGCUGGCAGACCAUAUCAAGCUCUCUCUGCUGGAGCGCCAACGUGCCAUAUCACUUAACCUCUCACCCAACACCCAGGAUGGCCAGAUCUCACGGUCCCUGGAGCAGCUGCGCUCAGGCAUCGAGAGUCUAGAGUCACAGGUCGCAGACACAUCGGAUGAAUCCAUAGCAUCACAACUCCCCCGCCUAAAGUCCCAGCUCAACGACCUUACCUCCCAGUUCGACCGUGCCUCACCAAAUGCCAGCUCGCCCACCCUCACAACUCCCAACAACCCGUCCCUAUCCUCCGAUUUCGCCGCCGCCCAAAAGAAGCCCCGCCAGGCCUCCAAGUCUGUACGCUUCAGCGACAACCCCUCUACGUCCACAGCAGACGCCGCCGACGAGGCCGACCGCGCAGCCCUCUUCCCCUACCGCGACGACCCCUCUUCUGACCCCGACGCUGCGCCAAAUCAAGAUGAUCUCGACAACCAGCAGAUUCACGCCUACCACAGCCAAGUGAUUCGCGACCAAGAUGACCAGCUCGACCAAUUAGGUGCGAGCAUCGGGCGGCAGCGGGAGCUCAGUAUGCAGAUAGGAGAUGAGCUAGACGGACAGGUGGUGCUGCUUGAUGAUGUAGAGGAGGGUGUUGAUCGACAUACGGCCCAGUUUCGGCGGGCAAGGGGUCGGCUAGAUCGUUUUUCAAGGAAGGCGAGGGAGAACUGGAGCUUGACUGUUAUUGUCGUCUUGAUUUGCGUUUUGCUCUUCCUCAUCAUCAUCACCAAGUAA
Messenger RNA from Cucurbitaria berberidis CBS 394.84, 792 nucleotides. RefSeq lists its product as uncharacterized. Gene Ontology annotation, biological process: intracellular protein transport; vesicle fusion. The transcript is spliced from 2 exons. Gene Ontology annotation, cellular component: SNARE complex; endomembrane system. Gene Ontology annotation, molecular function: SNARE binding; SNAP receptor activity. The record is from RefSeq and is a predicted model, not a curated record. Bases 1 to 792 code for a protein of 263 amino acids. Lineage: Eukaryota; Fungi; Ascomycota; Dothideomycetes; Pleosporales; Cucurbitariaceae.